This is a messenger RNA of Cryptotermes secundus, 3403 nucleotides long. Its product is annotated as netrin-3. The record is from RefSeq and is a predicted model, not a curated record. NCBI's taxonomy places the organism in Eukaryota, Metazoa, Arthropoda, Insecta, Blattodea, Kalotermitidae. The transcript has 7 exons. The coding region runs from base 337 to 2391 and encodes 684 amino acids. Gene Ontology annotation, molecular function: protein binding.
GUGAGCAUUUCUGUUUGUCUCUUUCUCUUGCGUCACCGGUGCGCGCCGCGCGACACGACCCAGCAUCUUCCCGUUGGGACACUUCUGAAUCAAGUUGUAUAAUUACAUAUAUACAAGUGCGACAUUUCCCGUAUAGAAGACCUCAACGCAGCAGCGGUUCGGGGUGUUGGACGGGCGGGGAAAUUCUCAGUGUACACACAAAUCAAAUUAAGGUGUAAGUUUAGAAGACAAAAAGGUUCGUCACAGAAUGUCUAAGUGUGUCUGUACAUGCAGGAAGGAGCACUUCGCAAGUGACAGACUGUUAUAAGCAGGUGAUUUAAUUUACGGUACAGAAUCAUGGCGAUUAUCGUGUUCUUGAUGUUGCUUUACCCUCUCGUGACAGAGGCAGGUAACAGUGACAGCUUCCUCAAGAUGUUCGCGGCUCAGCAGAAUCCUCCAGACCCUUGCUACGAUGAGCACCGUCCCAGACGCUGUAUCCCAGACUUUGUAAACGCAGCGUUUGGGAAUCCUGUUGAAGCUUCCAGCACUUGCGGUGCCUCGGUACCUGUGAGGUACUGCGACGUUUCGGAUAUACCUGGUGGAGGUGGUGUUAAUGGUGGUAUGUGUCACAUCUGCGAUGAAUCGCAGCCGAAACGUCGUCACCCCGCUUUAUACCUGACAGACCUGAACAACCCCAAUAACGUUACUUGUUGGAGGUCAGAACCAAUCGUAUCACCUACCAGCGUCUCCAGUCCUCCAGACAACGUGACCCUGACGCUGUCCCUGGGCAAGAAGUACGAGCUGACAUACGUAAGCCUCCAGUUCUGUCCUCGAGCAGCUAAACCAGACUCCAUUGCCAUCUACAAGAGCAUGGACUACGGCAAGACUUGGCAGCCUUUCCAGUUCUACUCGAGUCAGUGUCGCAAGGUGUACGGUCGUCCCAAUAGGGCGACCAUCACGAAAGCCAAUGAACAAGAAGCUCUCUGCACUGAUUCACACCGCUUCAAUGGUAACGGCGGUGAGGGCGGGCCGAUCGCCUCUCGCAUUGCCUUCAGCACCUUGGAGGGACGCCCCAGCGCCUCAGAUUUCGAUAACAGUCCCGUGCUACAAGACUGGGUAACAGCCACGGAUAUCAAAGUGGUGUUCAAUCGGCUGCAUCUGCCUAACGGCUUCGAGGAAGACGAGGAGAACAGAGGAAUGCUUGAAAGCCAUCCUCAGCAGACGGCUCUGAAAUUGGGAGAGGAAGACAACUACACGAAGAGCCCACAUCCGCAGCACGACAUGGAGAACCACGCUGCAGGUCCUCCAGAGCCGGUGGCUGCGGCGAGCAUUUCUGCUGACAGCGGUCCCAAUGGCCUGACCAACAGCUUCGCGUCCACGACGACCACCACCAUGUCAUACCACUAUGCCGUGUCCGACUUCGCAGUCGGGGGACGAUGCAAGUGCAAUGGGCACGCCUCCAAGUGCGUGCCGGCGGGCCGCGACGGCCAGCUGGCCUGCGACUGCAAGCACAACACCGCCGGUAGGGACUGCGAGCGCUGCAAGCCCUUCCACUUCGACAGACCCUGGGGCAGGGCCACAGCCAGGGAUGCCAACGAAUGCAAAGCCUGUAACUGCAACCUGCACGCCAGACGUUGCCGUUUCAACAUGGAGCUGUACAAAUUGUCGGGGCGCGUGAGUGGAGGCGUCUGCCUGAAGUGCCGCCACUUUACCGCGGGGAGGCACUGCCAUUACUGCAAGGAAGGCUACUACAGGGACCCAACCAAGCCCAUCACACACAGGAAGGCGUGCAAAGCUUGUGACUGUCACCCAAUCGGUGCAUCGGGGAAGACUUGCAACCAAACAACAGGACAGUGCCCAUGCAAGGAUGGCGUAACAGGCGUCACGUGCAACCGGUGUGCCAAGGGCUACCAACAGAGUCGCUCCCACAUAGCACCUUGCAUCAAAAUCCCAAAGAUCUCGAACACACAAGCAACAGCGGGGAGUGACGAAGGUGGCGGGGGUGCGGGAGGCGGAAGAGAUCGGGACCAAUGUGGAAAAUGCAGGGCUGGUACGAGACGAUUAAAUCUCAACAAAUACUGCCGAAGAGAUUACGCCAUUCUGGGCAAGGUCCUGGAGCGCGAGACAGUAGAAGACUGGGUGAAGUUCUCAAUGAGUGUCCAAUCAGUGUACAAACGCGCACGAGACUCAAGGCUGCGAAGGGGAAACACUUACUUAUGGGUACACAUGAAGGAUUUAGCUUGCAAAUGCCCUAAAGUGAAGACUAACAAGUCCUAUCUGAUAUUGGGUAAAGAAAAGGAAGGUGAUCAUCCAGGUCUGACAGUCAGUCGGCGUUCAAUUGUCAUUGAAUGGAAGGAUGAGUGGCACAGGAGGAUGCGUCGCUUCCAACAUCGUUCACGCAAGUGCAAAUAAACUGUUGCACUCUCAGGACACACAUGAGAAGGACUUGAAGAGGAUGAAUAAAUGCAAGGCUGAAAUGCCAUAAAUAAGUCAUAUGAAACCUGCCUAAAAAUAUGGCUAUGAGAAGCAGAUUCUGCAUAAAUUUAAGAGUCAUGAAAGAAACACACUUUUUAUAAACUUAUGCUUAUGUUGAAAUCAGUGUCAUUUUAGAUAUUCUGUAGUUUCUUAAACUACACAAUGAAAGGUUUGUUGUUGGUACAUAAGAAUGAAAUGAAAAUAUUUCUGAAGCGAAAAUAAUGAAGUUCCAAGUGUAUGUAAAUCCUUGUCAAGAGGCUAAAUAGACAGAAGAGAGGAAUAUUAGUGACUGUGGUGGACGAAAGUUACCAGGACGUGUUUCAAACAAGAGAAGAACAAUGCACAGAACUGCCACAACAGAUGUGUGAAGACAGUUGGUAGAGGAAUACAGUACUGGUUAACACAGGCUGAAUGAACUGAUUCCUUGCCAAGCAUUAGAAAUGAGUGGGAAUAUUUAAUUUACACUGAAAACUCAAAUUAUAAGGUAUAAUGUAAGCUUCUUGUCCCUUCUUGACAUUUAUCAAUAAUUUAUUGCUUAAAAUUUGUUCAAAGUCUGAUUUAUGGAAAGUAUAUAUGAGGGGCAGUCAAAAAGUUCCUGGAAUGGUGGUAUAGCACUCUAAUUGUAGGACAUAUGACAACGCUUACCUAAUCACCUUCAAAGUAGGACCUUGCAUGCACACGCACUUGCUCCAUCAAUCCCGCGAUUGUUGGAAGCAGCGGUGGAAGGCUUCUUUUGGAAUCUUCUGGAGCUGAGCCAUCACAUUCGAUUUGAUGUCCUCCAUGGUUGUGAAACAUGUCCCCUUGAGGCCCAUUUUCAGAGUAUGGAACAUCUGAAAGUCACUCAGAGCGAGAUCCGGAGAGUGCGGUGGUUGAAUGAUGAGAAUGAUGACAGGAAUGUUUUUCUCGGCGAGGAAUUGCUGCACAACAAGCGAUGUGUGGCUUGGUGUGU